AUGAUGAGAACGGUGCUAUGUGCAUUGUUAGGCCUUGGAGUUGUUGCGGCGGUCCCGGAUUACUUCGCAAAUCGGGAGCUGUUGAAGGUUACAGGUGAUGACUUUGAUGGGAAACUGAUAUUUCUUCAAGCGGUAGGUAACUCGUUUUAAAGCAUAUACAUGUAGCUAUAACUCAGGGCUUUGAAAUCUAUGGUCUUGUUCUUAUGUUUCAUUAAAAUCCCCAGAAAUUUGGGUCGUUUAUAAAUUCCAUUGCAAGGAACUGUCAUUGCAAAGGCGGUCAUUUCUCAGCUUUGAUUACAAGUUCAGUUAUGUAUAAAAGUUGUUAAAAGUGAUAUGGCUGGAAAGAUCUCUCUUUGCUCUAUAAGCACUGUAAAUUUCACGGGUCAAUCUUAUAGCAUGCACCCGUGAGGCCCGCGUAAAUUUCGGCUACUAAAAGAAUUCGAAAAAAUCAGGUGUCCGAUUCAUUCCAAAAAAGUGCAGAACGCUGUGCAUUGAGCUUUCAGAAACCUUUACAAGGCCAAAGCUUGCUUGGGGCACGGAAAUUUUUCUUUUUUUUAAACCUGGCAGGUCUGCAGCGAUAAUAUCUUUACUAAAUUCUCCAGCAAAAAUGGCCAAUAAAGCAGUCCUACCUAGACAUGGCCCUUCGGCCUGAAGGGUUCCGGCCGGCCCGGCCCGUUUCAAAUUUUCCGUCGGCCCGACCCGUUUUAAAUUUGCUUUGGCCCGGGCCGGCCCAUUGAAACGAAAGUCUCCCCAAGUCUAACUCCUUAUGACCAAAUUUUUUUCUACCAUCAUGUAAAUGGAUAAAUACUGUGUUCUAUAGCUAUCUAAAAUCGGGCCGGGCCGGGAGCCAUGUCUAGUCCUACCUUCUAAAUUUUAGCUCUGGAGACAUGGCGACCGAACACCAACUCAACAAUUCCCCACCGACAAAAAUGUCUGGCCACAAGGACUGGGACAGCUUACCGUGGUGAGCUUUUUUUAAAAGAGCUUAGUUCUCCAAUAGAACCCUUUUUUCGUCAUAAUUCCGCCCGUACUUUACCCCCGCCUUUAGACCGGUAUGAAAGAUCAUCUAAUCCUCGGCGAAAAGCUACGUCAACGUUACGUAAAUACCGUCCCAUUCGUCUCUAAACGCUAUGUCAGCAGCGAGAUCUACGUCCACAGCACCGAUGUUAACAGGACUUUGACCAGCGCCAUUUCAAAUAUGAUAGGAUUUUAUCGGGAUGCCGAGGCUGAGAAGGAUUUUCCAUCUGAUUCAAGAUGGCCUCAAGGAUUUGUGCCGGUGCCAGUCCACACCGAAGACUUUCAUCGUGACUUUGUAAGGAGAGCUGGAUCUUACAACUAGAUCAGCUUGGCGUACAGGCUAUUUGGUUGUCGAUUCUCUAUUAAUUAUGCGUUAUUUUAGAUGGGCAAUGUUGACCGUCCAUGUCCUCGAACCAAGGCUUUGCUCAACUUGCUCAGGGAGUCUCCUCAAUACAAGAAAUUGGUCGAAGAACAUGCAGUAAGAACAAACAGUGGCGGACCUGACCCAUUGGCAAAAAACGCACUUUUUUUGGAUCCGGGAAGCCUCAAAAAUGUAGCAAAAUACCUCCCUUUCCAUGUGAAAAAACUCCAAUUUCAAAAGCGCUCUUUUUAUGAGGGAAAAGGCUCCAUUUCAAAAUGGAGUUCUUUUGAUUGUAGUGGGAGGUAUUUUGCCACAUUUUUGAUACUUCCCGGAUGCAAAAUUAUACGUUCUUUGCCAAUGCAUCAGGUCCCUCACAGUCUACUAUAUUUUGUAAAAAUUGCAGGACUUUCUCGCUAAUUUGACUGUGAUUUCCGGGAUGAAAGUGACGCUUGAAAAUUUGUAUGUCUUGAACGAUGACUUGUUUAUCACCAGGGUGAGUAAAAGAACAAGAUUUCAAUUAUUCUUUCUGGCCUCCGUAUGUCACCAAAUUUCAGAAAUACAAAUUGCCUCUUCCCGAAGGAUUCACCGACGAGGUCUGCGAGCAGAUCAAAGAAAUCAGCGACGUGCUCGACAACGCGGUAUAUGGCAUUGGGUUUGCGCCUUAUAAGGACGUCGAUCUAAGUUUGGAAAUGGCCAAAGUUAAAGGAGGUCCUCUGUUGUGGGGAAUGAUUGAAAGAAUGCAGCAGAAGGUUUUGUGUGCAACGAAAAACGCUAAAGACAGAACAAAAGAGGAGAAUGGCAUUUGCCGUUGGAUUGAGCCGAUGAAAUAUCAUGUCUACUCUGCUGUAAGCUAUCGUUGGAAAUUCUGUGCCUAUUAUACAUAGACUAACACCUUCUGGAACCUCAGUAUUCUCAAUUUCAGCCGUUUCCGAUCCCCUAGUUAUAUAGUAAUGGUCGAUUACUGUAAAAACAUUAAUUUGUAAAUUACAGUAGGUUAAUGAGAGAGUUGGACAAAAAUAUUUUGGCCAUAUGUUUGUAGGAUGCCUCUAGUCAUUUUGAGGUCAAAAACUCAAAAUCCAUUUUUUCUAUGUCCACGUAAAUAUUAAUAGAAAAAAAUGAUUCAGUGACUCAGAAAUCGUGUUUGAAUAACUUCUACAUUUUUAGCACGACACAACCUUGUCCGGUCUUUUCUCGACUUUCGGAUUCAAUCAGACCAAUUACAAUCAGUCAGGAUUUCCGGAUUAUGCAUCUGCGGUUACGUUGGAGCUAAGGGAAAAGGAUGGCAAGCAUUUUGUCAAGGUAAGCCGAUUUUCGAUAGAGAAAUGUGCUAUCUUGCACUGAGCAUUCCUUCUUUUUUGGUUUCGCACCAUAUCGUCGCGACGCAAGCUUUCUCAAACUGAGUUGCCGCGUUCCGCCCAAAUUUUACAUUACAAAGGGAACACGACCGUUUUAUUGCGGAGCAUACUUUGUGUUUUGGAUGUGGAUGAAAAUAGCGUAUUCAAAGAGCCAAAAGCUUGAUAUAUCUUGAAUUUCAUCGAUUUUUAAUAUUAGGUCGUCCAGAAAGUUCGUUCGUUUUUUUCAUAGCUUUGUUUUGAAAGUUCGUUCGUUUUUUUUCAUUGCUUUGUCUUACGAGGAUUGUUUGUUGUUUGGCAAAGGUUAUAUAUUUAUUUGAUACAGCCAGUUUUGUAGAGGAGAAAAACUUAUUAUUUGAAACUUUUUUGGGAGAAAAGUAAGGUUUUCCUCGAAAAAGACUCCGAGUUGAAAGAGACCCCGGAAUCGGAGGUCUCUUUCGAUGUUUCCCCGAAAUGGCCGAAAAGGUCAAAAACGGGGUAAUCGAUGGCGUAGAUUCCAAAAAUCAUAUUCGUUUUUCGCGAUUCUUACUUUUUUGCUUAAGUAGUAAUGGUAAAAAGUAAUUUUUUGAAUUUUUUCUAAAAACAGUCGAUUUAGGGGUUUUCGAGGGUAAAAAAGUAACUAUCAAAAAAAUGAACGUCAUUUUCGAAAUCAGCACCUGAUUAUUACUGAUUAUGAAGUCUAAUCCAACCUAUGCGAUAAAAAGUCAUCCUUUUCCAGGUGCUCUUCUGGCCUCCAAACGACGGAGAGAACUUCCAAGACAUCACCGCGGAAGUUCGUGGCUGUUCUGAGAACUGCUCUCUUGAUGAGUUUAUCAAACGUUCGCAACCUUACCGUAUCGAGGACCCUAGUGAAGUGAGUUUAGAUUUAAAGCUGACAAAACAUUAUGUCUUAAAGAGUAAUCAUUAUGAACAAGUUUUAGCUCUGCCAAAACGACCAACUCACACGAUCUGCAGCUGCAGCUUCAAUCAGCAUGCUUUUGAUGCUGAUUUCAGCGGCAUUAUCGUAUCUAAAGUAA
Bursaphelenchus xylophilus (pine wood nematode) is the source of this 3746-nucleotide messenger RNA. The record is from the annotation of a GenBank genome assembly. NCBI's taxonomy places the organism in Eukaryota, Metazoa, Nematoda, Chromadorea, Rhabditida, Aphelenchoididae.